Messenger RNA from Aspergillus niger, 363 nucleotides. RefSeq lists its product as hypothetical. Bases 1 to 363 code for a protein of 120 amino acids. NCBI's taxonomy places the organism in Eukaryota, Fungi, Ascomycota, Eurotiomycetes, Eurotiales, Aspergillaceae. The transcript is spliced from 4 exons. The record is from RefSeq and is a predicted model, not a curated record.
AUGCUCGGGGUGAAACGUCGUGCACAAGAUAGGCAAACGCAAGGGAUUGAAUGGGCAAAGGCCGCGGUCGGGGAACUGAUCGCCCGCGUGCUUCGGCAUAUCAUCGUUGCGGGACACCCAACAAUGUGUGAAAAGUUGCCUUCCCCCUUCCUCUGCCGUUCUAUCAUCUUGAGACACGGUGGUUGUUCUUACGCCAGGGUUCGGGCUGGUCGGAGCAUCGCCGAGGCCCUGCUUGUUGUGGCGGUCGGGGAGUUCGCCGCUGUCUACGGAGUGACUCUCACCACUUUACAACAGUCGGUGUCACUACAUGCAGGGAAUGUGCGAUCUAUCCGAUUUGGUACACAACGCUAUGCUCGCCUCUAG